Messenger RNA from Mesocricetus auratus (golden hamster), 6264 nucleotides. It is a transcript of the gene Prex2, whose product is annotated as phosphatidylinositol-3,4,5-trisphosphate dependent Rac exchange factor 2. Lineage: Eukaryota; Metazoa; Chordata; Mammalia; Rodentia; Cricetidae. Gene Ontology annotation, molecular function: guanyl-nucleotide exchange factor activity; protein binding. The record is from RefSeq and is a predicted model, not a curated record. Gene Ontology annotation, biological process: intracellular signal transduction.
UGGCACGAUACACUUCCCCGAGGUUGUGUUUCCUUUUUCCUGAGAUCUGGCUAAGGGUAAAGGGUCAGAGUCACAUGGAUUGAAAGCAUUUGAUUGAUGUCCAAGUCACCGCUGUGGCUGCCGGAGCCGCCUCCCCUUGGGCUGGGGCCGCGUGAGGCCGGAGUGGCGGGUCGGGCCAGGAUCCCGCUCUCCCAGGAGUGUCCUGCCCAGAGUCCCACGCCUCCCGCGCGCGUGCCGCAGCCCGAGCAGCCUCCUCUGCCCACGCCCCGGCCUCGGGCCAGCAUGUGAAGCUGCUCCGUCCCGCUCAGACUCCGAGGAAGCGGCAACUUUGAGGGCGACAGAGGCGGCGGCAGGCGCGGGGCAGAGCACUUGCCACCAGCCCCGCGCCCGGCCGGCCACCAUGAGCGACGAGAGCGCCAAGGACGCCGACAAGCAGCUUCGUCUGCGCGUGUGCGUGCUCAGUGAGCUGCAGAAGACCGAGCGCGACUACGUGGGGACGCUGGAGUUCCUGGUGUCGGCCUUCUUGCAUCGAAUGAACCAGUGUGCGGCAGCAAAAGUUGACAAAAAUGUGACGGAGGAAACAGUGAAGAUGUUGUUCUCCAAUAUUGAGGAGAUCCUUGCCGUCCAUAAGGAAUUCCUGAAAGUUGUGGAAGAGUGCUUACACCCCGAACCCAAUGCCCAGCAGGAAGUGGGAACCUGCUUUCUUCACUUUAAAGACAAGUUUCGUAUCUACGAUGAAUAUUGCAGCAACCAUGAAAAGGCACAGAAAUUGCUUCUUGAACUGAACAAAAUAAGAACAAUCCGAACAUUUCUUUUAAACUGCAUGCUGCUUGGAGGACGGAAGAACACAGAUGUUCCACUGGAGGGGUACUUAGUGACACCAAUACAAAGGAUAUGCAAGUACCCUCUCCUUUUGAAGGAAUUACUGAAGCGGACUCCCCGGAAACACAGUGACUACGCAGCGGUGAUGGAAGCCCUCCAAGCCAUGAAAGCUGUCGUUGUCUGUUCCAACAUAAACGAGGCCAAGAGACAGAUGGAAAAACUGGAAGUUUUGGAAGAGUGGCAGUCACACAUUGAAGGCUGGGAGGGAUCCAGCAUUACCGACACCUGCACGGAGAUGCUUAUGUGUGGAGUCUUGAUGAAAAUUUCUUCUGGAAACAUUCAAGAGCGGGUGUUUUUUCUUUUUGAUAAUCUGUUGGUGUACUGCAAAAGGAAACACAGACGGCUGAAGAACAGCAAGGCAUCCACAGAUGGACAUCGGUAUAUUUUUCGAGGUCGGAUCAACACUGAGGUGAUGGAAGUGGAAAAUGUGGAUGAUGGCACAGCCGAUUUUCACAGCAGUGGGCACAUUGUUGUCAAUGGUUGGAAGAUACACAACACAGCAAAAAAUAAAUGGUUUGUAUGCAUGGCGAAAAGCCCUGAAGAAAAGCAUGAAUGGUUUGAAGCUAUUUUGAAAGAAAGAGAACGUCGGAAAGGCCUAAAAUUAGGAAUGGAGCAAGACACUUGGGUAAUGAUCUCUGAGCAGGGUGAGAAAUUGUAUAAAAUGAUGUGCCAGCAGGGAAAUCUGAUCAAAGACAGGAAAAGGAAACUGACUACGUUCCCUAAGUGCUUCCUUGGAAGUGAAUUUGUUUCAUGGCUGCUGGAAAUUGGGGAGAUUCACAGGCCUGAAGAAGGCGUUCACCUGGGACAAGCGUUGUUAGAGAAUGGGAUCAUUCACCAUGUUACCGACAAGCAUCAGUUCAAGCCAGAGCAGACACUGUACCGAUUCCGCUAUGAUGAUGGCACAUUUUACCCGAGAAGUGAGAUGCAGGAUGUGAUUUCGAAGGGUGUAAGACUGUAUUGUCGACUUCAUAGCCUGUUUACUCCAGUGGUCAGAGAUAAAGAUUACCAUUUAAGGACCUACAAAUCUGUGGUCAUGGCCAACAAAUUGAUAGACUGGUUGAUUGCACAGGGUGAUUGCCGUACAAGGGAAGAGGCAAUGAUAUUUGCUGUUGGGCUCUGCGACAAUGGAUUUAUGCAUCAUGUCCUUGAAAAAAGUGAAUUCAAAGAUGAGCCUUUACUUUUCCGCUUUUUUGCCGAUGAGGAAAUGGAAGGCUCGAAUAUGAAACACAGGCUUAUGAAACAUGACUUGAAGGUUGUGGAGAAUGUCAUCGCUAAGUCACUGUUGAUCAAAUCCAAUGAAGGCAGCUAUGGCUUUGGGCUGGAGGACAGAAAUAAAGUUCCAAUAAUAAAGUUAGUGGAAAAGGGAUCUAAUGCAGAGAUGGCUGGCAUGGAAGUUGGGAAGAAGAUUUUUGCUAUUAAUGGUGACCUGGUUUUUCUGAGACCUUUCUCUGAAGUCGAUUGCUUGCUGAAGUCAUGCUUAAACAGCAAAAAGCCUCUGCGAGUCCUCGUGAGCACAAAGCCAAGGGAGACAGUGAAAAUCCCAGAUUCUGCUGACGGGCUGGGUUUCCAGAUCAGAGGUUUUGGCCCAUCGGUUGUGCACGCGGUGGGAAGAGGUACUGUGGCUGCAGCAGCAGGCCUUCACCCAGGACAGUGUAUUAUCAAAGUAAAUGGAAUCAAUGUCAGCAAAGAGACACAUGCCAGUGUCAUCGCACAUGUUACAGCCUGCCGGAAAUACAGGCGGCCAAUGAAGCAAGAUUCCAUACAGUGGGUUUACGAUAGUCUUGAAAGUGCUCAUGAAGACCUCCAGAAGUGCUCCUCAAAGCCCACUGGAGAUGAUGCAGAGGAUGCUUUUGACUGCAAAGUAGAAGAGGUCAUUGACAAGUUCAGCACCAUGGCCAUUAUGGACGGCAAGAAGGAGCAUGUUAGUCUGACAGUGGACAAUGUCCACCUCGAGUACGGGGUUGUCUACGAAUACGACAGCACAGCAGGCACAAAGUGCAACGUUGUGGAGAAGAUGGUGGAGCCCAAAGGGUUCUUCAGCCUCACUGCCAAGAUUCUGGAAGCCCUAGCAAAAAGUGAUGAUCAUUUUGUACAAAACUGCACCAGCCUUAAUUCUUUGAAUGAAGUGAUACCCACUGACCUUCAGAAUAAAUUCAGCACCGUGUGCAGUGAAAGAAUUGGACAUGUACACCGCAGAAUAUCCAGUUAUAGAAAGUUCUCUCGGGUGCUGAAAAACAGAGCCUGGCCCACCUUUAAGCAGGCCAAAUCUAAGAUCUCCCCACUACACAGCAGUGAUUUUUGCCCGACCAACUGCCAUGUCAAUGUGAUGGAAGUUUCUUAUCCUAAAACAUCAACUUCCCUGGGGAGUGCCUUCGGUGUUCAGCUGGAUAGUAGGAAACAUAGUUCUCAUGACAGAGAAAAUAAAUCUUCAGAGCCAGGGAAAAUGAGCCCCAUGGUCUAUAUUCAACACACAAUCACAACCAUGGCAGCCCCUUCAGGGUUGUCUCUGGGACACAAAGAUGGCCAUGGACUCCGAUAUUUAUUGAAAGAAGAAGACUUAGAAACCCAAGACAUCUAUCAGAAACUCCUCGGCAAACUGCAGACUGCACUCAGGGAGGUGGAGAUGUGUGUUUGUCAAAUAGAUGACCUUCUGUCUUCCAUAACAUAUUCUCCUAAGUUGGAGCGUAAGACAGCAGAGUGUGUGCUACCAGCUGACAGUGACAAUGAGAAGGGGGAAAGAAAUAGCAAACGUGUCUGCUUUAACGUAGCAGGAGAAGAACAAGAGGAUUCAGGUCACGACACCGUAAGCAACAGAGACUCUUACAGUGAUUGCAAUAGCAACAGAAAUUCCAUUGCCUCCUUCACGAGUAUCUGCAGCAGCCAGUGCAGUUCCUACUUCCACAGUGAUGAGAUGGACUCAGGUGAUGAGCUCCCUAUCAGCAUCCGGAUAUCUCAUGAUAAACAGGAUAAGAUACACGCGUGCCUGGAGCAGCUUUUCAGUCAGAUGGAUUCCAUAACCAACCUCUUGAAAGGGCAAGCUGUUGUAAGGGCCUUUGACCAAACCAAGUAUUUCACACCAGGUCGAGGAUUACAAGAAUUUCAACAGGAAAUGGAGACAAAGCUGAGUUGCCCGAAAAGAUUGAGGCUUCAUCUCAAGCAGGAUCCUUGGAAUCUUCCCAGCAGCGUCCGGGCUCUUGCACAGAAUAUUAGAAAAUUUGUGGAAGAGGUAAAGUGUCGGGUAAUACUGGCUCUCCUUGAAUACACAGAUAGUGAAAUCCAGCUCCGAAGAGACAUGGUUUUCUGCCAAAGUCUUGUGGCCACCAUCUGCGCCUUCUCUGAGCAGCUCAUGGCUGCCUUAAACCAGAUGUUUGAUAACAGCAAGGAAAACGAGAUGGAGACUUGGGAAGCCAGCAGACGGUGGCUGGACCAGAUCGCAAAUGCCGGUGUUCUUUUUCACUUCCAGUCACUUCUGUCACCAAAUUUGAAAGAUGAACAAGCCAUGCUAGAGGAUACACUGGUUGCUCUAUUUGAUUUGGAAAAAGUUUCCUUUUUCUUCAAACCAGCAGAAGAGGAGCCACUGGUUGCAAAUGUCCCUCUUACGUACCAAGUGGAAGGAAGCCGGCAGGCCCUCAAAGUUUACUUCUACAUGGGUAGUUACCAUUUUGAGCAACUGCCUCAACGGUUGAAGAAUGGAGGAGGCUUUAAAGUUCAUCCCGUUCUCUUUACACAAGCCUUGGAGAGCAUGGAAGGAUAUUCCUAUAGAGACAACGUGUCUGUGGAAGAGUUUCAAGCCCAGAUAAACACAGCCUCCCUGGAAAAGGUCAGACAGUACAAUCAGAAGCUCAGGGCAUUCUACUUGGACAAGUCAAAUUCACCACCAAAUGCCACAUCCAAAGCUGCCUACAUAGAUAAGCUUAUGAGGCCUCUCAAUGCUUUAGAUGAACUUUACCGGCUGGUCACCUCGUUCAUCAGAUCCAAACGCAUCGCUGCCUGUGUGAACACACCUUGCAGCGCCUCUGGAGUUGGACUGCUGUCAGUUUCCUCGGAGCUGUGUGACAGGCUUGGGGCCUGUCAUAUCAUCAUGUGCAGCAGCGGUGUGCACCGGUGUACCCUGAGUGUGACACUGGAGCAGGCCAUCAUUCUAGCCAGAAGCCAUGGGCUGCCUCCUCGAUACAUUAUGCAGGCCACUGAUGUGAUGAGGAAGCAGGGUGCAAGAGUUCAGAACACAGCUAAGAACUUGGGGGUUAGAGAUCGGACUCCUCAGUCAGCUCCGAGGCUGUACAAGCUGUGUGAGCCACCACCCCCAGCUGGAGAAGAAUAAGCAUUCCCAAGAGCCAGGCAGGCAGAUGCUUCCAAAUGCUGACCAAGUCAACAUUCUCCACUGAAGAUAAAGAGAUGCAUAUUUAAGAUAUAAAGUCUUACCCCUGGUGUAAAUAACUGAUGUUUGGUUUCCUGUUGGAUAUUUAUGUUGGAACCAGCAGUUCAUUCCAACAGUUGAGUCUCACAUUCUAUAUAUUGACAUUACAGAUUCAUAUUAGGGCAAACCUCACUGCUGAAAUUUAUAGGAAAAUAUGCAUGAAGGAUUAUUGAUAAAGAAUUAACUAUUUUGGUUCCUUUCUCAUUCAUUAAUUACAUUGUAUUGUUUUAACUUCCCCACUGGGCACAUGUAAUACUUGGUAGUUUUUCUUGAUGAAGUAUGUCACUGAAAAUGAUGGCCACACUCUGGAAGACAUCAUACAGAAAUGUUAUGGAUAGUGGCGAUUGGGAGGCACAGGUUUCCACAUCCCUCCUGUACCACACAGAAAUGUGUGAGUGCAAAAUAGGAAAGGACACACCUCCGCUUCUUCUAAGGCUUCUUGGAAGUGAAGAGAGUUGCAAGGUCCUGACAAGACUUCUUCACUGUCGUCACAGAUGCUCUCUGCAUGUGUAGACAUGCCAGCAUGCAGAUGCUCUGCUUAAUCUCUGCACUGAGCCAUGAACAGUGGGUGAUGUACCAUUGAUGUCUGUGAGUGGGGAGUUGCCAGGGUUGGGAAGUGAGAGGAGUGAGUGAGAAAGAAAAAAAGCCUAUUUGAAAACUCAACCUUGAACUAAGAGAGUCUUCCUGUGAGAUGUCAGACCCUUAAAAUAAUACACCAUCAUGAGUAUUUUUCUAUAAAGUUAUAUGUAUAAGAUGUGAAAAUAGAUUUGUAUGUUGUACCUUAAGGGCCUUUAGGGAAGCACCUUGACAGUUUAUGCAAACAAGGUAUAGACUGUAUUCAUCCUAAAGUAUAUGCAAUGUUUAUCACUUCCGUUUGCUAUAAUAAUAUUGUUUUUAGCACUGUGAAUAGAUUAAUAUGGCUUUAAAUAUAUAAUUUUAAAAAUAAUUAAACAUGCUCACUGUGA